AUGCCUGGUGUUCCUCCCGACGCUCUCGAGCAGGUCAAGAAGGGCUUCAAGCGCUUCUUCAGCAGUCGCAAGAAGGCAGCUAAGAAGCAACCCGCACAGGAGACUGAAGCUGCCGCUGCUGCCCCCGUUGCCGCUGCGGCCAGUGAGACAGCUCCCGCGCAGCCCACCGCCCCCGCUGCCACCCCGGACUCUGCCCCCGAUGCUGCCAAGGCACCCGAGGCAACGGGCGCGACCACUGCGCCUGCCGCCCCUGAGAUGACCGCUACUGCCGGCCCCGUCGAGACUCACUACGAGCCUGCCCCUGAUGCUGCCGAGCCUGCGCCUGUUGUUAAGCCUGAGGAGCCUGCUACCAAGACCGAGACUCCUGCCGCUGCGCCUGCACCCGUUGUGCAGUCCGAGGCCCCUGUUGCUAAGCCUGAGGAAGCUGUUACUAAGACUGAGGAGGCUGCUGUCAAGCCAGAGGAGCCUGUUGUUAAGACCGAGGCCCCUGCUGCGCAGCCCGAGGAGGCUGCUGUUAAGCCCGAGGAGGUUGUCGCUAAGCCUGAGGAGCCUGUCGCUAAGACCGAGGAGCCUGUCGCUAACACCGAGGAGCCUGUCGCUAAGUCUGAGGAGCCUGUCGCUAAGACCGAGGAGCCUGUCGCUAAGACUGAGGAGCCUGUCGCUAAGACCGAAGCUCCUGCUACCGCGGAACCCGCUGCUGUACCCGAGGCCACUGCUGCUGCCCCUGUGGAGCCUGCCAAGACCGAUGCGCCCGCUAAAUAG
This is a messenger RNA of Penicillium robsamsonii, 762 nucleotides long. RefSeq lists its product as uncharacterized. NCBI's taxonomy places the organism in Eukaryota, Fungi, Ascomycota, Eurotiomycetes, Eurotiales, Aspergillaceae. Bases 1 to 762 code for a protein of 253 amino acids. The transcript is spliced from 4 exons. The record is from RefSeq and is a predicted model, not a curated record.